UGAUAUUAUCACUGAGGUAUCUUUUUGUAUUUUUCUGCUGGGGAUGGGCCAGAUUGGGAAGGGCGGUACGAGGGUGAGACUUGGCGUUGGUGUUUUGGAACAUCAAAGAUGGACAGGGUUUUCGCGGAGGUCGCUCCUCAGAUAUCUCCACAACUACAGAUCGGGGAUCUUCCAAAAUCGAGAAGAUUGCUGCAUACGGCUAGGUCUCUUCACCUUACAAUUUGUAUGGCAAUUUGGCCCGGGGUUGUGGUAUGGUAGGGGAGAAUGGGGGAUAAUCCCACGCAGGAGUUCCGAACGACGUCUGGUUCACGUUUGGCUAGAUAACUCCACCACCACACGGGGUAUGCGGUCGGCGAUGGCGUCAAAAUGCUCGUAUGAUCGAGGGCUUUUCGAUGGAUCUAUCGGCGGGUUCUUAUUCGAAAAAUCGAGCGAGUUCGUGGUGGAGCGGUUGAUCGUGAGAUAUGGCAUAGUCUGUACUUAUCUCAGCGGGCUCAGACCUCUGGCUCGGUUUGAACGGGUUGCAGCAUUAUUAUUAACUAGUUAAUCCGGCAUGACACUAACCUACUUUUGAUACAAGUCAUGUGCUCAGAGCAAUCCUCGCCAGAGGGUCUGAGAAGAAAUGAUUCCAUCUUCAAUGAAGAUUUCCAAGAUUUACAAGGAUUUUUCAGAUUCUUCAACUUUGACUGUCUAUUACUAUAUACCCACAUAUCUUUGAGAUUUGAAAAUCAC
Blastomyces dermatitidis ER-3 is the source of this 729-nucleotide messenger RNA. RefSeq lists its product as uncharacterized. The transcript has a single exon. The record is from RefSeq and is a predicted model, not a curated record. The coding region runs from base 44 to 544 and encodes 166 amino acids. Lineage: Eukaryota; Fungi; Ascomycota; Eurotiomycetes; Onygenales; Ajellomycetaceae.